CAUUUCUACAGCCGGAAAAAACACUCGCAAGAUUUACACCAGAUGCUCUUCCUCUUUCACUUUGCUGUGAAACGUUUUGCGGAAUUGCUUCCGUUCACUUUAUGUUGUGCGCUUGUGUUUCAAGUUGCUUUCAGUGUGAUUACUUUGUUUGAUUUGUAAAAUGUGACAAGCACCCGACAUGAAGAUGCUUGACUUUGUUCCGAGUGGAUCAUUUGGCAGAUUAAAAAUAGUGAAUCUUCUGUUCAAAUAUUGUUUUUCCUUCCUCCCGUGUGGUCUCUGGUGACCAAAAAUGUGGGUUGACUGGUUACCGUUACCGCACACAACUUCAGAAUGGGUAGGAGUUGUUUCAUUUUUGUUGGAAACUAACUUCCCCCCCCCCGCAAGAAGUUUCCUCUUCAAUCAGUUAUGAAGGGGGCCCGGCUCGAGAAUGGAGUAAACGAAUAAAUGAAUUAUGAAGUAAGAGUCUCUAACCGAACAUAGAGAUCACCUCCUGACACGCAGAACUCCUCCAUUUCAAAGCCUAUCCUGUUUCACCUGGCAGGAAACCGGCCCCUGUGCCGGUUGGGUGACGUCGGGGACCUGUCACGCUCCACGUAGCAAACUCUACUUCCUGUAGCAGGUGGCAGCGGAUCACUAAGGGUGAGGUGGAUUAGCGGCGGGGGGUCCAAAGCGGAGGGGGUUGUCCGUCGCCAACAGGUGAGGGAGUGGCCGCUUGAUCCGGCCGGCCAACCCGCCGCCACGUGGGUCCUGGAGGACUGUUGGCCAGAGCAGGUGGAUUCAGGUGUUUAUUGAGAGGCGUGGUGUGUUUGUUCGCACUCUGGCCUCCGUCAGCCCCGUGGGACUAUUUCCCAAAGAGACAAUGAGGAGGGUUGUGCGCAACAUUUUCCGCUGCUUGACUUGGACCGACGCACAAACUGGUUAACGGAAUGUUUUUCCUGUUUGUCCGCAUUACUUACCUGGAUGCUCAGUGAGUAAGAGCAGCUUCAAGAGCGGCGCAUUCUGAAACAUGCGUCUGUUCCUACGCCGACGUAUAUCCCCCCUGAAACUGGUGCUCCUCGGGGGGACGUUCUUCCUGGUGGUGCUGGUGGUUCUCCAGAGGGAUGUUGGGUCUUCUUCUGGUGCUGGUGACCCCUGGUUUAAGGAGCUGGCGGACCAGAAGGAUAAGGUGAUGGUCAUAGUCCGGGAGGCCGUCAACAACAUUGGUUUCCAGAUCGGAGCUCCGCAGGAACCGUCAGUGCAGCAGCAGCAGCCCACCGUGGACGCCAAAUGCCUUCCCGGAUUCUACCUCGAGUCUGAGCUCAAACCUCACCUGGAGAGACCUCCUCAGGACCCCACAGCCCCCGGGGCUGACGGGAAAGCGUUCGCCAGGGACAACAUGUCCCCAGACGACGUGAAGGAGAAGGAGGAGGGAAUGACGAGGCACUGUUUCAACCAGUUUGCCAGUGACCGUAUCUCGCUCAGCCGGAGCCUCGGGGAUGACACGAGGCCUUCAGAAUGCGUGCGGAGGACGUUUCGUCGCUGUCCUCCCCUGCCUACCACCAGCGUAAUUAUUGUCUUCCACAACGAGGCCUGGUCGACCCUCCUCAGGACGGUCUACAGCGUCCUGCACACGUCUCCUGCCGUGCUGCUCAAAGAGAUCAUCCUGGUCGAUGAUGCCAGCGUUUCAGAUCACCUGAAGAGCAAACUGGAUGAAUUUGUGGUUCAGUUUAAGAUUGUCCGCGUUGUGAGGCAGCGGGAGAGGAAGGGCCUCAUCACUGCCAGGCUGCUGGGGGCCAGCAUUGCUCAAGGCGAAAUCCUCACUUUUCUCGACGCACACUGUGAGUGUUUCCAUGGUUGGUUGGAGCCGUUGUUGGCUCGCAUUGUUGAGGAACCCACUGCCGUGGUUAGUCCAGAGAUCACAACCAUUGACCUCAACAACUUCCAGUUCAACAAGCCCGCGGCCUCCAACCGCGCCUCCAACCGAGGUAACUUUGACUGGAGCCUGAGCUUCGGCUGGGAGGCGAUCCCCGAGGACGCAAAGAGGCUGCGCAAGGAUGAAACCUACCCUGUAAAAACACCCACUUUUGCCGGAGGUCUUUUCUCAAUCUCAAAGACGUACUUUGAACACAUUGGAACAUAUGACGACAAGAUGGAGAUCUGGGGGGGUGAAAAUGUGGAGAUGUCCUUCAGGGUGUGGCAGUGUGGGGGUCAGCUCGAGAUCAUCCCUUGCUCUGUGGUGGGCCAUGUCUUCCGCACCAAAAGCCCCCACACCUUCCCCAAGGGCACAGAGGUCAUCACUCGCAACCAAGUCCGCCUGGCUGAGGUCUGGAUGGACGACUACAAGAAGAUCUACUAUCGCCGCAACAAUAACGCUGCAGUCAUGGCCAGAGAGCAUAACUUUGGGGACAUAACCGAUCGCCUAAAUCUGAGAGAGAAGCUCAAGUGCAAGAACUUCACCUGGUACUUGAACACCGUUUACCCAGAGGCCUUCAUUCCAGACUUAAACCCAGAAAAGUCUGGAGCAAUUAAAAAUUUAGGAUCUAACACCUGUCUGGACGUUGGGGAGGCAAACACUGGCGGUAAAGCUGUGAUCAUGUACCAGUGUCACAACAUGGGCGGCAACCAGUACUUUGAAUACUCAUCUCAUAAGGAGCUGCGUCACAACAUUGGAGCUCAGCUGUGUCUUCAUGCCAUGCCCCAGUCAGAGCCAGUGUUGGUCCACGUCUGUGAGCUGAAGGGGAAGGGCACCCGUUUGGCCCCACUACAGGAGUGGGUCUUUACGGAGGAAAAGCUGCUGAAGAAUCCCAGUACUGGAAAAUGUUUGCGGCUGGUUGGAGGCAAGCUUCAGAUGGACCAAUGUAAUACCGGCGACCUCUACCAGCAGUGGACCUUCAGCUGACCUCCCCGUCUGCCCAUUAGGUGACCUCGUGUCCCCCUUCCUCAGACUCUGGUCUCAAGAGCCAUCUAGAAGGCCUCCUUGCCGUGGAGCAUGGGGCAUAUGGCUAUUCUGAGUGGCUGGUGAAAUGUGGAGGACAAAGAGAAGACAGUUGGAAUCUGUUGAAGACGCUCGGGUUAGCCGUGACUUGUUUUUAGAUUUAUUUAUGAUGGACAGAGACCUGUCUAAAGGUGGAUGGGAAUUUUGAGAAACUGAACUGUGGGGCGAUGGGAGUGAACCGGAAUGAUACACUAAAACUCCGGUUUCUAAAAUAACGUUAAUGGCGUAAUAAUGUUUUAGUUAAAUUUUUAUUGUCUGACAAUGAAUGUUGAAACGUGAUUAUGAAUAUGUGGCGCAUUGGAAAUCAAGAGAUGUCUGUUUUUUUUAAAUAAAAAUUAUUUGUUCUGUCAGAUAAA
Molecule: messenger RNA, 3330 nt
Organism: Gasterosteus aculeatus aculeatus (three-spined stickleback)
Lineage: Eukaryota; Metazoa; Chordata; Actinopteri; Perciformes; Gasterosteidae
Gene: galnt6
Product: UDP-N-acetyl-alpha-D-galactosamine:polypeptide N-acetylgalactosaminyltransferase 6 (GalNAc-T6)
Biological process (GO): protein O-linked glycosylation
Cellular component (GO): Golgi apparatus
Molecular function (GO): polypeptide N-acetylgalactosaminyltransferase activity
Source: RefSeq, a predicted model, not a curated record